This is a messenger RNA of Talaromyces stipitatus ATCC 10500, 423 nucleotides long. RefSeq lists its product as uncharacterized. The record is from RefSeq and is a predicted model, not a curated record. NCBI's taxonomy places the organism in Eukaryota, Fungi, Ascomycota, Eurotiomycetes, Eurotiales, Trichocomaceae. The transcript has 2 exons. Bases 1 to 423 code for a protein of 140 amino acids.
AUGGAGAACAUCACGUUUUGCGAAGAGACCAAAUUUGGGCCGCAAGUCUCACGUUGCCGUGGAAAUUUCGACUUCACAUUAUUCUUUGAGGAAUUUUUUUUAUCGAUACUAUUAUCAGUACUGCUCUUACUGGCUCUGCCUGUCCGAUACCGUCAUUUAUACAAGAAGCGAACCAAGGAGGGUCGCCCAAAGUCCUGUUUAGUGGGCCAAACUACUAUUUGCCCUAGUAUUUGUGUUAUUACAGCUCUCUUUAGUGGCUGUUUGGUCCUUACCUCAGACUCCGCGAAGACAAACAUCACUUGCAGCAGCGGUGUUGACGCUCGUAGUAUAUAUCGGGUUGCAACUGCUAUCUCAUUUAGAGAAUCUCUAUGUGAUUUAACCUCUUCUAUUGAACUUCUUCUUAUCCUUGUCAUUGCUAUUUGA